UAGUGGCAGAGCUGGGCCGUGGUCGGGUCGCCUGUGGGGUCAAAGAGCACGCAGAGCCCGCGGGAGGGCGGGGCCGCGGCCUUGGUCCUUUCGUGCAUAGGAGACAGCGCGCCAGGCUGGCAGUCGGUCAUGGCGGCAUUUGCCGCUCUUGUGCCGACGCUACUGCGCACCCUAGUGGGGACUACGGGGACGCUUCGCGCUCCAGAAGGGAGGCGGGCACCGCCCGCUCUAGCACAGCCUGGGAGCUGGACCUUGGGGCUCACCGCUCUGCCUGCCCACUAAAAGCCCAUGCGGCGGAAGUCCAGCGUUGCAUCCUUACAGCACUGAGCGCCAGACAUCGUUGCCAAGUAUAAUGCCAGCUCCGUUUUAUGCUGGGGCACUCGUAGUCAGGGUUUGUGGGCCCGCAUUUAAUAAUGGAGGGCCCCGGGCCUUGUCUGAACCGUCCAGCCAGUGUGUCCUCAGUCGUCUUGGUUGGGUUUUUGAAGGACCAACCCGAGAUUCUGGGGCACAGGGAGUCCCAAGACUUAGGGCCCUGAUGUAAGCCCCAAAUAAAAUGAUUUUGGCCCCUAGGGCCAGUUCCUAAUUUCUGAAAACAGAGCAGCACUUUUGAGGUAGAGGAAGCAUGGCCCACCUGAAUGGAAACCUCUCACCAGAGUUUUCACAGCAGCAGAGGACGAGGCUGAGAAAGAACACGACCCAGAUUUGCACGGAGAGAUGCAAUAUGUAAUGCUUGUGCUCCACAAGCCAUCCCAGCUGACUCAACGGGAGUUUUGCUCCAGCUGUCAGGAGGAGUGGCAGCAUCUGGACCCUGCCCAGAGGACCCUGUACAGAGACGUGAUGCUGGAGAACUACAGCCUCCUCCUCUGUACAGAGACGUGAUGCUGGAGAACUACAGCCUCCUCCUCUCAGUAGGGUAUUGUAUUACUAAACCAGUGGUGAUUUGCAAGUUGGAGCAUGGAGAGGUGCUGUGGAUAUUAGAGGAAGAGUUCCCAAGUCAGAGCCACCUAGACUGCUGUAUAGAUGAUGACCUGUUGGAGAAGAGACAGGAAAAUCAAGACCAGCAUUUGCAGAAAGUUGAUUUUUUCAACAACAAAACACUGACUAUGGACAGAAAUGGUGUAUUAGGAAAAACAUUUUAUCUUGACACAAACCCCAUUCUAUUAAGAAAAAUACGUGGCAACUGUGACUCAUAUGGAGUGAAUUUGAAUUAUAUUUUGGAAUUAAUUAUUAGUAAUAGAAGCUCCUUUAUAAGGAACCCUUCUGAGUGUAAUGCACAUGGGAAAGUUUUCCUUUGUAUGAAGCAUGAAAAUCCUUAUGCCAGAGGGAAACCUUUGGAAUAUGAUGGAAAUGGGAAAGCCGUCUCUCAGAAUGAGGACCUAUUUAGGCAUCAGUAUAUUCAAACUCUGAAGCAGUGUUUUGAAUACAAUCAGUGUGGGAAGGCUUUUCAUGAAGAGGCAGCCUGCAUUACCCAUAAGACAGUGUGCUCAUGGGAGACCCUGUGAAUAUAAUGAACAUGUGAGAGCCUUUCCGAUAGACCAAUAUUCAUUGUUCAUCAGAUAACUCACAUAAGGGAGAGUUCCUAUGAAUUCAAUGAAUGUGAGAGGAGGUCUGGUGAGAAGCCACCUGUAAGUAAACGCCACAGAGUUAUGGAGAUGGAACACUAUGAGUGUAAUGCAAGAGAAUAGUUUUGGCAAGAAAUCACUCCUCAUUCUAUGAAGUUACAGAGGAGAGAAAACUUUUGACUGUAAUAGAGAUUUGGAGGUAUUCUGCAAGAAGCCUUCCAAAUUUCACUCAGCAUCAAGAAACACGUAUAGGAAAGAAUGCCUAUAAAAUUAAUCAGCAUGCUAGUACAUUUUGCUGUAAGCUAAAGCUUUCUGUAUAUCAGAAAACAGAUAGAGGAGAAAAACUCUAUGAAUGUAGUGAAUGUGGGAAAACCUUCUACCGGAAGUCAUCCCUCACAGCACAUCAGAGAACACACACAGGGGAGCAACCCUAUGAGUAUAAUGAAACCUUUUACCAGAAUCCUGACUUCGCUAAACAUCAGAGAGACAACAUAGAGGAAACUCUUGUCAACAUCCUGAAGGCUCAGAAACCUUCACCUUCUUGGACUCAUUCCAUAGCAGAAACAACCCAGGUUGGGGUGAGAACACCCAAUAAAGAUGAGAAAUCUUUUGCC
Messenger RNA from Piliocolobus tephrosceles (Ugandan red Colobus), 2176 nucleotides. It is a transcript of the gene ZNF487, whose product is annotated as zinc finger protein 487. The record is from RefSeq and is a predicted model, not a curated record. Gene Ontology annotation, biological process: regulation of DNA-templated transcription. NCBI's taxonomy places the organism in Eukaryota, Metazoa, Chordata, Mammalia, Primates, Cercopithecidae.